CACAGUAAUGAAAGGCAGUAAUCGGAAUAAGGAUCAUUCAACAGAAGGAGAGGGAACUGGGAAACGACCAAAGAGAAAGUGUCUUCAGUGGCAUCCACUACUUGCAAAGAAAAUCCUUGACUUUUCUGAAGAGGAGGAGGAAGAAGAGGAAGAAGAAGAUAUCGAUAAGGUCCAACUUCUUGGAGCUGAAGGUCUAGAGCACGAUGCUGAUGAAACAGAAGAUGAUGAAUCCUCAGAGCAGCGAGCCCGCAGGCCAAUGAACGCAUUUCUUUUAUUUUGCAAACGUCAUCGCUCCCUUGUGCGGCAGGAACACCCCCGUCUGGACAAUCGUGGUGCUACCAAGAUAUUGGCAGAUUGGUGGGCUGUUCUAGACCCGAAAGAAAAGCAGAAAUACACUGACAUGGCCAAGGAGUACAAAGAUGCAUUUAUGAAGGCAAAUCCUGGCUACAAGUGGUGCCCUACAACAAACAAACCUGUGAAAACCCAGUCAUCCACUGUUACAAACAGAAAAAAGCUAUGGGCAUUCCCACCAGAAUCUGCAAAAGAUUUACCAAGUCCCAAGAAAGUGGCAAAGAAUGAAGAAAUGCCUCAGCUGAACUUUGGAAUGGCAGAUCCUACGCAGAUGGGAGGCCUGAGUAUGCUGCUUUUAGCAGGGGAACAUGCUCUGACUGCACAAGAAGUUUCCUCAAGUACUUGCCAGUCUGAUGCAUCUAAUUCUACUGAAGCAUGUCAGAAGUCACCAUUGUUCCAGUUUGCAGAGCUCUCUUCAAGCCCAUCACAACCUGAUGCCCCGGCGGCUGCAAAACAAACAGAGGAGUCAGCACUGUUUCAGUUUGCGGAGAUCUCAUCAAAUACUUCACAGCUGGGGAGUCCUGAGCCUGUAAAGCAUUGUGGGAAGUCAGCACUCUUCCAGCUGGCAGAGAUUUCCUCAAGUACAUCCCAUUCAGGCCCUCCUGACUUAACAAAGCAGUGUGGGACGUCAGCGUUGUUUCAGUUGGCAGAGAUGUGCCUUGCAUCAGAGGCGGUAAAAGUGAAAGAACCUGGGAAGGUGGAAGUGGAAACAUCGGUGGAUGUGAAAGCAGAAGCUCCAGAGGAAGUGAAGGUGAAAGAAUUGGAGAAAGUGAACGUGAAAAACUCACAGGAAGUAAAAGUGGAAGAAUCUGAGGUGGUGAAAAAUCAAAAUGACGAAAAGACAAAAACCGAAGAGUUGGAGAAAGUUACAAAAUGCAGUCACUUUAUUGAUCCGGCAGCAGACAGCAGUACUUUAGAGAUAAAUAAUAGUACCAGUGCAAAGGAUCACACAUGCCAUUCUCAAGAGCUUUCACUUGCUGACUUUAAUACCCUGGGGCUGACCAAACCAGAAAAGAUCAAAAAGAAAAAGAAAAAAAAUAAGCUGGACCGGCACACAAACGAAAAAUCGAUGCCCAAGAAGGCUUGUAAAAAGAGGCAGUCCUCUGAGUCGGACAUUGAAAGUGUCAUUUAUACUAUCGAAGCAGUUGCAAAAGGUGACUGGGGCGCCGAGAGACUCGUCGAAAUCCCCCGGAAGAAGGUCCGCCCUGCUUCAAACAUGAAGGGAAGUGUGUUGGACACAAAGUCACCAAAGAAAAAAGUGAAAUCAAAAGAGAAGAGAGCAUCAAAGGAGAAAUCCUCGGAGACCACCAAAGAAUCAAAGCCUCCCGACUUUCUUAGCAUUACAGCCAAUACGGAGGCGCCUUGUGAGGUACCUGACAACAUAAAAGCAGAACCAUUGACCCCAACAGAGGAUGUGGUACCACACAGUUUACCUGGACAGGUCAAAACAGCAGACAGUGACUGUAAUAAAAAGAUUGAAACCUGUGGCUCCAGGAAAUCAGAGCGAUCUUGCAAAGGUGCUCUUUAUAAGACUCUGGUGUCAGAGGGCAUGCUCACGUCCCUGCGUGCCAAUGUGGACAGAGGCAAACGAAGCUCAGGAAAAGGCAACUCCUCAGACCAUGAAGGAUGCUGGAAUGAAGAAAACUGGGCCUUUUCCCAAAGUGGGAUGAGUGGGAGUAAAAAGCUGAAAAAAACUAAGCCAAAGGAAGAAUUUGUUCUGGGUUUAGCAAAAUUGGAAGAAGAAUUUGAAAAAAAAUUCAACAGCCUCCCUCAGUACAGUCCCAUUACGUUUGACCGGAAAAGCGUAUCUGUUCCCAGGAAAAAGAAGAAGGUUGGAAGCUGUCCAGCAGAACAACCAAAAUCCAACAAAGCCAUACUUGCAGAAGACAAAAACCCCAGUGAGCCUGCACGGAAGAAUAAAACUUCUGUAUCUGUCCCAAAUACUCCAGAGCCAGCACUGCUGCAUGAACCCUUGGUUGGUAGCCAGAAGAGGAAAGCGAGGAAAACUAAGAUCACACAUCUUGUUCGGACAGCAGAUGGCCGAGUGUCACCAGCAGGAGGGGCUCAGGAGGAAAAACCAAAGGAGCUACCACAGAGUAGUCUCCAAAAAACAUCAAGUGCGGAGACCGAUUGCAACGACGAAUGCUCAAGAAGCACAGAAGCAGAGGACACUCAUAGUAUUACGCCAGGCAUGCCAGCUGUGUCUGCAUUCUUUAGCCUAGCUGCUCUAGCAGAAGUAGCAGCAAUGGAAAAUGUACACAGAAGUCAGAGGGCAGCGCCUCUCCCACGUGACGGACAGCCAAAAGAAAUGUCUCAGGCUCCGGUGCUUAUUUCCUGCGCCGACCAGUGAAGCUCUACCUUAUUGUAAAACAUUGUGCUUUACCUAAUAUCCUAGCCUUGUCUUUACCAAGGGAAGCUAGUCAGUCCAUAUGAUGGAAAAUAUAGACCUGCAAACAAGUGCUUCUUGCUGUGAGUGGCCCAGAUUUCACUUGAAGCCAGAAGUUAGCAACUUGGGCCAAGUCCUCCAAUUGGAACCCAGAAUCUAGGAAGGUGGUGUUAUUUGUCUAAUAAUGAAAAGAAAUGGAAUGAUCCUGGAGCUUGCUUUCUAUUGAAGGCUUUUAAACAGUAAAUAGGUGGUUUGUGUGAAAAAGGCUGCCUUUACAGUAGCUCACACAGCAUCUCUUCUAUCAACCAGAGGGUAUGGAAACUAGUUUCAUAUAAUACCUAGUUAUUCUAAACAAAAAUACAAAAAAAAACAAAAAAAACACUGACGCACUGCACUAGUUAUUAGAUAUUCUUAGUCAUUUUUGUACAUGAAGAUUUAAGUUCUAAGAUGGUUUAUAUAAUAGGUUAUGCCUACAUUUAUAUUGUAGAAUGAAUUUAAAAACCUGUUCUGGAGAACAUAAGGCAGCAUGGACAGAUGUACCAUUGUUAGCGGUGUUUGCUCAACCAUGUGGUCCAGAUGUUCUGCACUUUUAUAUUUGCUACCACAGUGGUAGAGUUUACUGGCAAAAAUUCUGACAGGCUGUGUUUGAUUUUUGUUGUUUGUUUGUUUUUUUUAAUUUAGCAUUGAAUAACCAGAAUGAUUUGCAUUAGAAAAGAGAGUGGCAUAUGGGAAAGAACAAUACUGCAGAUUAUGGACUGGUCUUUCAUGCAUUGGAGGGUUCCUUUAUUCUGCAUAGAGGUCUAAAUGACUGGGUGAAAUGCUCAUGUAAACAAAAAAAAA
Trachemys scripta elegans is the source of this 3577-nucleotide messenger RNA. RefSeq names its product BBX high mobility group box domain containing (gene BBX). Gene Ontology annotation, molecular function: RNA polymerase II transcription regulatory region sequence-specific DNA binding; DNA-binding transcription factor activity, RNA polymerase II-specific. The record is from RefSeq and is a predicted model, not a curated record. Gene Ontology annotation, biological process: regulation of transcription by RNA polymerase II. Gene Ontology annotation, cellular component: nucleus. Lineage: Eukaryota; Metazoa; Chordata; Testudines; Emydidae. Bases 8 to 2701 code for a protein of 897 amino acids. The transcript is spliced from 14 exons.